GCUGACUAGCCUCGCUGAGCGAGCGCUCGUGCACGGUGCCAUCUUACAUUACGCGAUAUCAAUGGGCUCCUUUCCAAAGCCCACAGUAUGUUAAACGGCUAUCAUAUCCGACUUGCAUUGCACAGAAAUAUUGUUGAUGAUUCACAUCCUGACACUGUCUACACUUUCACCCCGAAGGCCUUAUUUCAAAGCUUACCGCUACAACCGCCCCAAACCAACUGCCAGGAGGAACGCUUUAUUCAACCCAGCUCACAAGGAUUACAGAUUCGGUCCCAUAAGGCUCGACUGGAUUGAUUUUGAGAGUGCAAAUUCUGCUAUGUAUGCUGGUAAAGAGAAACAAGCAGGGCGAGGCCCCUCAGCAGCAGAGUUUAUCCCUAAUACGACAUCGAAGUCCGGUUCAACGAAUUUGCCUGAGGGCACAGUUCAUGUGUACCGCCAACGGAACGAACGGCGACAGAAUGAUGUGGAUGAGUCUAGUGAACCCUCUGCCGCAAGUGCAAGCGAGACCGUUCCAGAAGAUGGUCUCAUGCUUGGUGUAUUAGCAGUUCCUGCAUGGAUGACACCUUCGGACUUCCUCGCUUUCGUGGCACCCGCCGCGGAGGGUAUGGCCCACCUUCGCCUCAUCCGAGACUCCGUUCCGAAUCGCUCUAUCGCUGUCAUCAAGUUCCGGCAGGACGAUCAAGCCCUUGAAUUUGCAGAAGCAUACAACGGCAAACCAUUCAAUUCUAUGGACCCCGAGACGUGUCAUAUUGUGCGUGUUCUAUCUGUCGAGAUAGAUUCAGACGCCUCUAUUUCCUCCUUUACCGCUGCACGUCUGCCUCAAUCAGUAUAUGAACUCCCGACCUGCCCUGUAUGUCUGGAAAGGAUGGAUUCGGCUGUAACUGGUCUCAUCACAGUCCCUUGCUCGCAUACAUUCCAUUGCAUGUGUCUCAGUAAAUGGGGCGACAGCCGAUGUCCCGUUUGUCGAUAUUCGCAAACACUUCUAUCCUCACAUCCUACGUCGUCUACCUCACGUUCACGACCCAUCCCAUUUGCAAAUACUGCCACCACUUCUCUUUCUACGUGUGCCGACUGUUCCUCCACCACGAACUUGUGGAUCUGCCUGAUAUGCGGCAAUAUUGGCUGUGGGCGUUAUGGCCGUGCUCAUGCACACGCACACUACGAAAAGACAACUCAUCUCUAUGCCCUCGAGCUUGAAACGCAACGCGUGUGGGACUAUGCGGGAGAUGGUUAUGUUCAUCGUCUCAUUCAGAACAAAGCGGAUGGUAAACUCGUCGAGCUUCCUUCCGCUGCGUCCUCGAUGGGUGUCAAUUCUCGGGAUGACGGCACAUUAGGUCCAAGCCAUGCAGAUUCUCUCAGCGCUGAGAAGAUCGAGGCGAUUGGAAUUGAAUAUUCCUAUCUGCUCACGUCGCAAUUGGAUUCGCAGCGGUUGUUUUACGAGGAACAGACAACUGAGCUGAAGACACAGGUGGAAGAGCUACGAAACUUGGUAGAAAAGCUGAGUCUAGACCUAGCAAAGGACAAGACAGAAGCGAAGGAACGCGAAGCACAAUGUCGUCGAGAAGAGGAAGAAAAAUUAAACGAGGUAUACAAGGACAAGAUCAAGGCAGAAAAGAAAGCGGAACGCGUCGCAGAGCUCGCAAGGAAGUUUGAAAAAGAAUUGAAGGAAGAGAAGGCCGUUAGUGAGGGACUUUUGAGGAAUCUAACUAAAAUGAAGGAGACGAACACACAAUCGGAGGCGCAGCGUCAAGAGUAUCAGGCUAAGAUCGAUGAUCUCCAGGAUCAGGUCAGAGAUGUCAUGUUCUUCUUGGAAGCUCGGGCGAAGAUCGAGCAGGAGGACGGCGCGAGUGCCGAAGCAGCUGGAGGCACUGUUGAAUUGCCACCUGCCUCCGACGCGAGUAGUGGCACGGGGAAUAGAAAAAGGAAGACAAAGAAGGGCUAAUGGCUCGCUGAGCUGGUGCUUGUGCUGUACAACUCUUAGCCGACUAGUCAUACUCCACAGCAUCGUGGCUUUCAUAUCAUGGCACAUACCGAGCGUAUGACACCUUUUCUGAUUUCGACCAAAUGAUUAUCUUUUGGGACACAGCCGACAUAUGAAGACAUCUUUAUCACACUGAUCUUU
Molecule: messenger RNA, 2122 nt
Organism: Suillus subalutaceus
Lineage: Eukaryota; Fungi; Basidiomycota; Agaricomycetes; Boletales; Suillaceae
Exons: 5
Coding region: 137-1942 (601 amino acids)
Biological process (GO): Ras protein signal transduction; protein ubiquitination
Cellular component (GO): cytoplasm
Molecular function (GO): ubiquitin protein ligase activity; zinc ion binding
Source: RefSeq, a predicted model, not a curated record